CCGCCGCACGCUGCUUAGUCUUUUGUUGUUAUGGUGGUGUGAAUUGCAGUGAGCGGAGUGAAACGUAAAAUAUUUAAAUAUGGCCCGCACCAAGGCUACCAUUCGUACCCGGAAAUUCAUGACCAACCGCCUGCUGUGCAGGAAACAAAUGGUUGUGGACGUGCUCCACCCUGGACGCCGUGUUGUUGCCAAGACGGAGAUCCGUGACAAACUUGCCAGAAUGUACAAGGCAUCAAAGGACACAGUUUUCCCAUUUGGGUUCCACACUAAAUUCGGUGGUGGCAGAACUACAGGUUUUGCUGUAAUUUACGAUUCAUUGGGAUAUGCCAAGAGAUUUGAACCCAAAUACCGCCUUGUCCGAGCCGGGUUAAUUGAGGUCAAGAAAGUGGCCCGCAAGCAGCGCAAGGAACGCAAGAACAGGAUGAAGAAGGCCAGAGGUACUGCCAAGGCCAAGCUCGCCUCUGCCACCAAGAAGUAAGCGGCGCCUCGGCUGCAGUAAAGGAAAAAAAAAUACGUUUCUCAUUUAUCCUUAUGACAUUAUCCUGAGAUUUAUAACGCUACUAGGAAUCAUUUUUCAGUUGAAAUUUCGAAAUUUUAGAGGAAUUGAUAAUUUUGUACCAAAUUACACAUACUGAAUGUUG
Molecule: messenger RNA, 641 nt
Organism: Hyalella azteca
Lineage: Eukaryota; Metazoa; Arthropoda; Malacostraca; Amphipoda; Hyalellidae
Gene: RpS24
Product: 40S ribosomal protein S24
Exons: 5
Coding region: 80-478 (132 amino acids)
Biological process (GO): translation
Cellular component (GO): ribosome
Molecular function (GO): structural constituent of ribosome
Source: RefSeq, a predicted model, not a curated record